Messenger RNA from Peromyscus eremicus (cactus mouse), 1230 nucleotides. It is a transcript of the gene Asb13, whose product is annotated as ankyrin repeat and SOCS box containing 13. The record is from RefSeq and is a predicted model, not a curated record. The transcript has 6 exons. Lineage: Eukaryota; Metazoa; Chordata; Mammalia; Rodentia; Cricetidae. Gene Ontology annotation, biological process: protein ubiquitination; intracellular signal transduction; positive regulation of protein catabolic process. Gene Ontology annotation, molecular function: protein binding. Bases 269 to 1096 code for a protein of 275 amino acids.
GCGCCAGCAACCGGAAGUAAAACCUCGUGGCCCGAGGAAAAAGGGAGGGGGCCGGUGAGACAGAAAGUGAAAACUGAAGCUCCCGUGGGCUCCUAACAGAGGCGAGCCAAUCACAAGGAGGACGCCCAGGCGCAGGCGCGACCGUCAGCGGCGUCCACGUUGCGCUUGCCUUUCCUCUCUGCGCAGGCGCGAGGGCCACCGCUCGCUCUGGAUUGGACAGCCAAGCCAGUUCCGUGGUUUCUCGCGGGACAUAGGCGGCCGGAUAUGGAUGGCGUGCACAGGAAGCCAAGAUCCUGAGUCAGGUUUCUGGGUGGAGCGCACCCCUGUGCAUGAGGCAGCGCAGCGGGGUGAGAGCCUACAGCUUCAGCAGCUGAUUGAGAGUGGGGCAUGUGUUAAUCAGGUCACCGUGGACUCCAUCACACCUCUUCAUGCGGCCAGUCUGCAGGGCCAGGCCCAGUGUGUGCAGCUGCUGCUGGCAGCUGGUGCCCAGGUGGAUGCACGCAACAUUGAUGGCAGCACCCCUCUUUGUGAUGCCUGUGCCUCAGGCAGCAUCGAGUGUGUGAAGCUCUUGCUGUCCUAUGGGGCGAAGGUCAACCCGCCUUUGUACACAGCAUCCCCGCUACACGAGGCCUGCAUGAGUGGGAGUUCUGAAUGUGUGAGGCUUCUUAUUGACGUUGGGGCCAAUCUGGAAGCUCACGAUUGCCAUUUCGGGACCCCUCUACAUGUUGCCUGUGCACGAGAGCAUUUGGACUGUGUCAAAGUGUUGCUCAAUGCAGGGGCCAAUGUGAACGCAGCAAAACUUCACGAGACCGCCCUUCAUCAUGCGGCCAAGGUAAAGAACGUUGACCUCAUCGAGAUGCUCAUAGAGUUUGGAGGCAACAUCUACGCCCGGGACAACCGGGGGAAGAAGCCCUCGGACUACACGUGGAGCAGCAGCGCCCCAGCCAAGUGCUUUGAAUACUAUGAAAAGACACCUCUUACCCUCUCCCAGCUCUGCAGGGUGAGCUUGAGGAAGGCCACUGGCGUUCGAGGGCUAGAGAAAGUCGCCAAGUUAAAUAUCCCUCCACGGCUCAUCGACUACCUUUCCUACAAUUGAGCUGCAAGCAGGUGGCUGGAAAGGCUUGUGACUUGCCUGGCUAUCACCUUGCUGUGCCUAGCCUUGGGCCCUAAAGAGUUCUGUCUGUUUCUCUGAAACACUAUUGUUGCUGUAGAUAGAUUGACGCUCCUCCA